Molecule: messenger RNA, 3016 nt
Organism: Aquila chrysaetos chrysaetos
Lineage: Eukaryota; Metazoa; Chordata; Aves; Accipitriformes; Accipitridae
Gene: TAS1R1
Product: taste 1 receptor member 1
Exons: 6
Coding region: 94-2922 (942 amino acids)
Biological process (GO): G protein-coupled receptor signaling pathway; sensory perception of umami taste
Cellular component (GO): membrane
Molecular function (GO): G protein-coupled receptor activity
Source: RefSeq, a predicted model, not a curated record
CAGCCUCCCUCCGCCUCCUCCGGGGCCGCCCCUCGGGCCGAGCGCCGCCCGCCCCGUUAAGAGGCGCCGCCCGCCGCCCGGCGCCGCCCCGCCAUGCCGCUGCCCGCCCUGCUCUACCUCUGCGCGGCCGCCGCCGCCGCCUCCUCCUCCACCAGCCGCGGCGACUACCGCCUGGCCGGCCUCUUCCAGAUGCACAACUCGGCGCCGCGGGCCGCCGCCCGGCCGCUGGUGGACAGCUGCGACAACACCGCCGCCUUCAAGAGCCACGGCUACUGCCUGUCCCAGGCUAUGCGCUUCGCCGUGGAGGAGAUAAACAACUCCAGCACCCUCCUCCCCAACGUCACCUUGGGCUACGACAUCCACGACACCUGCUCGGAGCCCGCCAGCCUCCACGCCACGCUGCGCGCCCUCGCCCGGAAAGGCGGGCGGGAGGUCGAGGUGCUCCCCACCUUCCACCGCUACGAGCCCGAGGCGGUGGCCAUCAUUGGGCCCGACAGCACCCGCCUGGCUGUCACCACAGCGGCCAUCCUUGGCAUCUUCCUCGUACCGGAGAUUAGCUACGAAGCCUCCUUGGCGACGCUGAGCCUGAAGCGGUUCUACCCCUCGUUCCUGCGCACCAUUCCCAGCGACAGGCAGCAAGUGAAGGCCAUCUUCCUGCUGCUGCAGCAGUUUGGGUGGACUUGGGUCGCGCUGCUGGGCAGCGACAACGCCUAUGGCAGGGACGGCUUGAACGCCCUCCACAAGCUGUUGACCACAAGUGACGUGUGCGUUGCCUACCAAGGCAUCAUCCCCGUCAACAAGGAUGCCAGCAGCCUGGAGCUCCACAACCUGGUCAGAAUUCUCAUGGACACCAGGGUCAACGUCACCGUUGUCUUCUCCAACAGACAAAGCGCCCGCCCUUUCUUUGAAGUGGUGGUCCAGAGGAAUGUCACGGGCAUGGUGUGGGUAGGCUCUGAAGACUGGUCGUUAGCCCAAACAAUCUGGCAGGUGCCUGGCAUCCAGACUAUCGGCUCAGUGAUUGGGAUGUCGGUUGAGAACACGGAGUCCCCGAUGCUGGAACGCUUUGAAUCUUGGAAGAUGGCAGAGGAAAGCACUGCAGCUGAGCGUGCCGGCAGCCCGGAGGCAGGCGGGGGAGCCGGAGGGAGUGCCCAGCUGUAUUGCACCCAGCGCUGCACCGGCUGCCACUUGCUCGCCACUGCCCCCAACGUGUAUGAUGCUCAAGCCUCCUUCAACGUGUACUCAGCCGUGUACGCCGUGGCCCAUGGCCUCCACGACCUGCUGGGCUGUGCCUCAGGGGUGUGCAGCAAAGGCAAAGUCUACCCCUGGCAGCUCUUACAAAAAAUCAAGCAAGUAAACUUCACCCUGUACAAAAGCCGCAUCUCUUUUGACACUAAUGGGGACAUUUGUAAAGGCUACGAUAUCGUCAUGUGGGACUGGAGCAGCCCGAGCUGGGCUUUCAACGUGAUAGGAACUUUCCGUGUGAACCCCGACAGGCUGAGCAUUGACCAGGGCAAAAUCCCGUGGCACACAAAAGAUCGCCAGGCUCCCACCUCGGUGUGCUCUGAGGCCUGUCAACCAGGGGAGAAGCGGCUGCAGCAGAGCCGCCACCGAUGCUGCUUCAGCUGUGUGGCCUGUCCAUCAGGAACCUUCCUGAACAGAUCAGGUCAGUAUGUCCUGGGGGGCUGCUCCCUCCCCUUCCUUCCCGCUUGGACCCCCUGCCCGCACCCUGCCUCCCCCUCACGUCAGCUUCUUGCUUCCGUCUCGCUAUUCCCCCAGCCUCUUCCCUCCUGCUCUCUCUUCCUCCCUGUGGUCAGUAAAAACCUCGGCUUGGAAGCGCCCAAGGGGAAGGAGCAGGACGCGAGGAGUGGGCAGCUCUUGCAGAGAGCCUGGGGGGCUGCAAGGGCAGGGUGCUCUGCCGUGGCAGACAUCUUACCGGGGUCCGUGGUGUGCGAGGUGCCUCUGUCACCGCCCGGGCUCCUGUCCUCUGCAGACCUCUACAGCUGCCAGUCCUGCAGGGUAGAGGAGUGGGCCCCGGCGAGGAGCGAAGCUUGCUUCAACCGCACCGCCGAGUUUCUGUCCUGGUCCGAGCCCAUCUCCUGGGCACUGCUGAUCCCCACCAUCCUCCUCAUGCUGCUCAUGGCAGGGCUGGCUGUCCUCUUUGCCCUGAAUGCCUCCACGCCAGUGGUCAAGUCUGCUGGUGGGAAGAUGUGCUUCCUCAUGCUGGGCUCUCUGGCCUGCGCCUGCAGCAGCCUCUUCUGCUACUUCGGGGAGCCCACCCGGCAGGCGUGCCUGCUGCAGCUCCCCCUCUUCGCCAUCAGCUUCACCGUCUUCCUCUUGUGCGUGGCGACACGCUCCUUCCAGAUCGUCUGCAUCUUCAAGCUGAACGCGCGCUGGCCAGCCCUCUACGAGGCCUGGCUGCGGCGCAGGGGGCCAGUGCUCUUCGUUGCCGCCGGCACGGCGGCCCAGGUGGUGCUGUGCCUGGCCGCGGAGGCCACCAGCCCCUCGGUGCCGCACCGGGAUUAUGGCGUGGCGGCCGAGCGGGUGGUGCUGGAGUGCACCUCCAGCGCGGGGGCGAGCAGGGCGGCCGUCGUCGCCUACACCGUGCUGCUCAGCGUCUGCUGCUUCGUCCUCAGCUACGCGGGCAAGGACCUGCCCGCCAGCUACAACGAGGCCAAGUGCCUCACCUGCAGCCUGUUCCUGCACCUCGCCUGCGCCGCCGCCGUCCUCUGCACGCAGGGCGCUUUCCGCGGCCGGGGGGCGGUGGCGGUCCAGGUUCUCGGCGCCCUCUGCACCCUCGGCGCCCUGCUGGGCGGCUAUUUUCUCCCGAAGGCCUUCGUCAUCCUGCUGCGGCCGCGUCUCAACACGCCCGAGCACUUCCAGAUGGCGAUCCAGAGCUACACGCGGCGCCUGGCCGAGGCCUGAGGCGGCGGGUGGACCGGGACGACCGGGACGGGGCCGAGCCGCCACCACCGCCGCCGCCGGGCCCCUGAGGCGCCACUCGCGUCACAUCCGUCGC